AUGUCGGAAUAUGCCUUCAAAGCCAUAACAGCUGCGAAUAUUACGUCCGUCGGGGUACGGGGGAAGAAUUGUGCUGUCGUCCUGUCACAGAAGAAAGUCCCCGACAAGCUGAUUGACCCGUCCUCUGUUACGCACAUCUUCAAAAUCUCUCCUUCCGUUGGCUGUGUGAUGACCGGGUCCAUAGCGGAUGCAAGAGCAUGUGUCGACCGUGCCCGCGCUGAGGCUGCAGAGUUCCGAUACAAAUAUGGAUAUGAAAUGCCUUGCGAUGUUCUGGCAAAGCGACUUGCCAAUAUCAAUCAAGUCUAUACACAAAGAGCUUACAUGCGUCCUCUCGGUGUCGCCAUCACUCUGAUCUCAGUUGAUUCGGAAUAUGGCCCCCAACUUUACAAAUGUGACCCGGCAGGGUACUAUGUGGGAUACAAGGCGACUGCCUCGGGCCCCAAGCAACAAGAAGCACUCAACCACCUCGAGAAGAAGCUGAAAAACAAGGAUUAUGCAGAAGGCAGCUGGGAGGAUGUUGUCGAGCUGGGAAUCACGACCUUGAGCAGCGUGCUCAGCGUCGACUUCAAGAAAAACGAAUUGGAGAUUGGAAUCGUUGGCGGUCCCCGGACCGAUGGCAAGGAAGGGACAGAUCCUGGAUUUCGAGCGCUGACGGAGGAUGAGAUCGAAGAACGGUUGCAGGCUAUCAGUGAAAAGGACUGA
Messenger RNA from Rasamsonia emersonii CBS 393.64, 702 nucleotides. RefSeq names its product Proteasome endopeptidase complex. Gene Ontology annotation, cellular component: cytosol; proteasome core complex; nucleus. NCBI's taxonomy places the organism in Eukaryota, Fungi, Ascomycota, Eurotiomycetes, Eurotiales, Trichocomaceae. Bases 1 to 702 code for a protein of 233 amino acids. The transcript is spliced from 4 exons. The record is from RefSeq and is a predicted model, not a curated record.